Messenger RNA from Penicillium daleae, 852 nucleotides. Its product is annotated as triose-phosphate isomerase. Bases 1 to 852 code for a protein of 283 amino acids. Gene Ontology annotation, biological process: glycerol catabolic process; gluconeogenesis; glycolytic process. Gene Ontology annotation, cellular component: cytosol. Gene Ontology annotation, molecular function: triose-phosphate isomerase activity. The transcript has a single exon. Lineage: Eukaryota; Fungi; Ascomycota; Eurotiomycetes; Eurotiales; Aspergillaceae. The record is from RefSeq and is a predicted model, not a curated record.
AUGGCUUCUAAUACAUACCCCGUGCUUCCAGAGAAGCUUCUCCUCAUCUCACUAAAGAUGUAUUUCACCCCAGAGCGCACAACCAACUACCUGCGCGCACUCCUGGAUCCCGCCAACGAGAUCGUCCACCCCCAGAACAGAGAUAAACUCCUCCUCGCCCUGAUCCCCGAUUUUCUCACGAUCUGGCCCUGCGCAGAGAUCCUAAAGGAGUACGAGAACAAGCUCGUCGCCUCUGGCACAUCCAUCUCCCCGCCGCCCUUCUUCCUCGGCGCCCAGGAUUGCAUGUGGGAAGAGUACGGCGCGUACACGGGCGAAGUCUCCCCAGCCGCGAUCAAGUCUCUCGGCUGCUCAAUUGUCGAGCUGGGCCACGCCGAACGCCGUGCCAUCUUCGGCGAAACGGAUGACCAGACCGCCCGCAAGGCGGCCGCAACUUGCGCGCAGGGCAUGGUUCCCCUCGUCUGUGUCGGUGAGAUCACUGCCCCCGGCGCUGUUGCCUCUGAAGCCGUCGGUCAAGCUGUCUCCGAAUGCGCGGUUCUCGUUCGCGCCGUGCUAGCUGCCAUCCCCGCGGAUGCCCCCGUGAUAUUCGCAUACGAGCCUGUGUGGGCCAUUGGUAAACCCAAACCCGCCGGCGUCGAUCACGUCGCCGCCGUCGUGGAGGGUAUCCGUGGGGUGAUUGGCUCGCGGCCGGGUACAGCGCGUGUGCUGUACGGUGGCAGCGCUGGACCUGGACUCUGGGGAGCUGGAGGACUGGGCAAGACGGUCGAUGGUAUGUUUCUGGGACGCUUUGCGCACGAAAUCGAGGGCGUGCGCAAAGUCGUCCGCGAAGUGGAGGAGUCGCUAGGCGUGGCCUGA